This is a messenger RNA of Fusarium venenatum, 225 nucleotides long. RefSeq lists its product as uncharacterized. NCBI's taxonomy places the organism in Eukaryota, Fungi, Ascomycota, Sordariomycetes, Hypocreales, Nectriaceae. The record is from RefSeq and is a predicted model, not a curated record.
AUGCCUGCUUCAACUUCCUCCCAAAUGCAAAUGCCCCGUGAGCCGGCCCCCGUAGCGUUUGCUGCUGAACGAACUAGCACCGAACAGCCGCGACCGAUUCAACCCAUGACCAUGGAACAACCUGAACUGAGCAUGCGAGGAGGCAAGAAUGGCGACGGCGGUGCUAUCUGCUGUGGCAUUUGCGCUGGUCUAUGUUGCUUUGAAUGCCUAGACUGCUGCUGUUAA